This is a messenger RNA of Gadus macrocephalus (Pacific cod), 972 nucleotides long. RefSeq names its product forkhead box E3 (gene foxe3). NCBI's taxonomy places the organism in Eukaryota, Metazoa, Chordata, Actinopteri, Gadiformes, Gadidae. Gene Ontology annotation, biological process: cell differentiation; regulation of transcription by RNA polymerase II; anatomical structure morphogenesis. The record is from RefSeq and is a predicted model, not a curated record. Gene Ontology annotation, molecular function: RNA polymerase II cis-regulatory region sequence-specific DNA binding; DNA-binding transcription factor activity, RNA polymerase II-specific.
GCCACUCUCGACGCGGGGCAUCCAGCUGACUUCACCUUUAUGCCAGUGUGGCCAGAGGACUAAACUCACUGGCGUCUUCCGCUACAUGAGACCGUAGGUCACGGGAGCAUCGUCUAAGAUAAAUAAACAGUUUUAGAAGGAAGGUGAACACACAAUUAUUUUAUGAAUCUGGCAAAUUAUUCGUACUAUUCGGGCAUGUGCAACAUGACGGCCGAGACGACACAGCACUCGCCGGUGGAGGCGUCCAGCCCUGUUGUCCUGUCCCCGAACGUCAGCCUGGACUCCCCGCUGCCUCCGCCGUCUGUGAUGACACAGGCCCGGUCCAAAGACAACGUCCUCAUCAAGUCUGAGCCGGGGACCAGUCCCAACACGGAAGACGGGACCGAUUUGGGUCACAGCGAGGACCACCUGUCGACGACGGGCAGUCGCCGCCGGAAAAGGCCCGUUCAGAGGGGGAAGCCGCCCUACAGCUACAUCGCUCUCAUCGCUAUGGCCAUAGCCAACUCGUCGGAGAGGAAACUCACCCUGGGGGGCAUCUAUAAGUUCAUCAUGGAGCGCUUUCCCUUCUACAGAGAGAACUCCAAGAAGUGGCAGAACUCCAUCCGCCACAACCUCACCCUCAACGACUGCUUUGUCAAGAUCCCGCGGGAGCCAGGCCGGCCCGGGAAGGGCAACUACUGGACUCUAGAUCCCGCCGCGGAGGACAUGUUCGACAACGGCAGCUUCCUGAGGAGGAGGAAGAGGUUCAAGCGAACCGACGUGAGCACAUACCCGGGAUACAUGCAGAGCACCAGCGCCUUCACGCCGACCCCCAUGGGGAGGCCCUCGUACACUAACACCCUGUCGGGUAUCGGUUCCGGCUACGGGACCCAGCUCGCCACCUCUCCGCACCCGUCCGUGCCCUGUGGCGUGGAGACCCAGCCAUGGAGGCGCUCCCACAUCAAAGGCCCCGCCGCCACAUUCAUCCCAUGA